Lycium barbarum (goji berry) is the source of this 2154-nucleotide messenger RNA. RefSeq names its product F-box/FBD/LRR-repeat protein At1g13570-like. The record is from RefSeq and is a predicted model, not a curated record. Lineage: Eukaryota; Viridiplantae; Streptophyta; Magnoliopsida; Solanales; Solanaceae. Gene Ontology annotation, molecular function: protein binding. The transcript has 3 exons. The coding region runs from base 665 to 1933 and encodes 422 amino acids.
UUUUCCCUUCACCCUGCGCUUUGGCCAUGCACCCCUAGUUUUAAACAAGAAACGAGGAUUAGUGGCUGUGUAUGUACAUUUGAAUAUCUAAAUUUUGAUAAAUUGCUACUGCAUGCCUACUUAUAAUACAAGAUGUUCUUCCUAUUUCUAAUACGUGUGACGUGCUUGAUUAUUAAUUCCUAUUUCUAUUCGAGAAGAAACUGUAGAUCAUCAGAAAUACCUCGUAAAAUUUUUGGUGCACCCAUUUGUUGAAUUCUUUUUUAUUAUUCGUUGUUUGAACAACCUCGUAAAAUUCCUAGCUACGGCCAUAUAAUUUACAAUUAUAUUUUUCUACGAGAAGAUUCUUAGACUUUUUUGCUUUGGUGACUGUUGAGUUUUGAGUUUGAUGAGAGUAUAUUACACUAAACUUUAGUAUGAAAUUCCUCGCCACUCUACUUUUUAUUACUUCUUGUUAACAGUACCUAAAGUAUAAAAGGGGGGCAUAACUCAUAAGUAUUUGCUGCUUGGUGACAUGAGACAUAAAAGAUCCUUUAAGUCUGACUUGAGAAUGCAAGUAGUUAUUAUAUUGAUCAUGUUCUUUUAUUGAGACAUCUUUUGUAUAUUUUCCAUGGGGAAAAGGGAGAGGUGAUUAACCUGGUGUAUUUGAUUCUAAUUCUUAGGAAGAAUGUCUCCAUCAGACACAAGCCAAGUAUCAAUUGCUGAUGAAGAUAUAAUUAGCGACUUGCCACGGAAUGUAAUAGAUUGCAUUCUAGGGAAAAUGCCUAUACGUGAAGCCAUACGAACGAGUGUUCUGUCCAAGAAGUGGAGAUUUUACUACUUAACCAUCCCAAAUCUAGUGUUUGAUUACAAGUUUGGCCGAGAGCUUUGUGAGUUUCUCGCCAGGAAGAAUUGUGGUAAAUUUUCUGCAUUUGAGCUCAAGUACCAAUUUAAUGAAAUUGUCACCAAAUCUCUUAUGCUUCAUCCUGGGCGAAUAGAGAAAUUUGAAGUGAGCAUUCCUAGUUCAAAGUCAACGGAGGAUCCUGAUGGCAGUUCAGCUGUGGUUCAUGGUGUGAACAAAUGGAUGCUAUAUUUAUCUGGGAGGAGCAUCAAUAAAUUAACCUUAAUAUGCAAUAAUGAUCUAAACUAUCGUCAUAAGUUACCUCCUUAUUUCUUUUCUUGUCCAGAGUUAACAUUCUUGAAGCUCAAGAAUUUUGUUCUUUCGCCUCCACUAGAGUUUAAAGGCUUUCUAAAUCUUUACCGAUUACAACUUAUUGGGGUUGACUUUGCAAACAGCUGUUUUGAAAGUUUUCUUUCCAGCUGCCCCGUUCUUAAAAGGCUAAACUUGCAUCAUUGCUCUGGCAUUCAACAUUUUAAUAUCAGCAGUACUAAUCUUAAGAGGUUGUUCAUCGAGGCUGAUGAUGAGUUAAAAUCAAUCUCCUUAGAGAAGGCUCCUAACUUGUCUGAAGUUUCCGUUUAUCUUAAGAGAGUUGUAAUUGGUCCGGAAGGCAAUCAUGUCUCUGAUUUGGUUAUGUUUGUGGGUAGCUUGCCUAAUGUCAAAUUACUUCGUCUUGAUGGAAAGUGUCUUCAGCUUCUAGCUGAACCUCCAGUUCCGACUAUGAUAUCAAGAUCACCAUACUCUCUAAAGAUUCUCGAACUCAAAAGUUUAAACUUUAUGGACUUCGAUCAAAUAUCUGUUGUUGUCUGCUUGCUGAGAAGUGCUCCGAAUUUGCAAGAACUUUCUAUUGAGGCUUCAACUAUCAAGAUAAAUCAGGAUCAAGUCUCUGGUUAUCUAAAACUCCUGGAUUGCGCAGAUUUUCCGCUUAGGAAUCUUCAUCUGGUCAAAUUAACGAAAAUCUCAUUUUGCGAUCCUGAGCUUCAGUUUAUGGCGUUCCUUCACCGUAGCACGCCAUUACCCGUGACGAUGAUCAUCCAGAGCUUGAAGCAGGAGAGGUAAGAUGUUAAGCUGCUUCAGUAAAACAUAGGUAUCACAGUGUUAGUUUCAGGGAAUUGGCAAUUGUAACAGAAUUAUAUUACUUUUUUAAGUAUUAAUCCUACUGGAUGACUUGUAUUGGUUUUUGCUUCCAAUUCUUCUGAUUUGCUAAGCUAAAGAAUUCAAAUGAAAUUCAGUUAAUUCAUUCUCUUAUAUAUAUAUAUCUCUGUGUGUGUGUAUGUGUC